AACUAAAGGAUAAGCAAAUACCAGCUGCUCCAGAUAAACUAAAGUUGCAGACCGGGAUAGCCAAAACAUGCUUUAUCCACAUCCACUUGAUAUUUUGUUUGCUUCCUAAAAUCUUCUGAUUUGUGAAAUUUAAAAAAUACUAUCGUCUUCAAGGCCUCACUCUCAAAUAAUAUCUGAUAAUGAACUCAUACUCGUAGCAGCAAAGGAACGAAGGAAAUUGAGUGAGUCAUGGAGAUCGCUAACCACCAAGGAAAUCCAAAAGUGAAGCUCGAACAUGAUGAAAAUGAAUUUGAAGAGCAAGAAAUGUCAAGAUUUAAUGGUUCACUUUGGUGUCAAGAAGGUUUACUUAUUCCCCAAUUAUUGCACAAUGAAAGAAACCAAAUCUACGUGGAAGAGGAGCCUUCGCUCGCGUCAACCAGUGUGGAUCCUUUUGAGGACGAGAACACCUCUAUUAUAGAAAAGCAGGCAAAAAUUUGCCAUUCACCCGCUGAAGAAGGCAUUGCAAAUGACAUUUUGCCAGUUUCCCUGCAAGAUAAAAACUGUGAUGAUUCUCAGCCUAGACCUUCUGCUCCAAAGAAAACAAAAAAAUCGAGCCUUAAGAGUCGGGAAAAAUUCCUAGAAAUCCAAAGAGAGGUUGCUGAAAAAAUGGAUCGUUCAAUGCAAGUGUGUCUUUACUGCAAUAGCUUGUUCCGAUCGACAAUGCUAUACGUUCAUAUUGUGCGCCACCACAAAUCCAUUUACAUCAAGUGCAACCUGAAAAAAUGCGCCGGGUAUUUUUUUGCAACAAGCCAGAAUUUGGAAGAGCAUGUAAAGGGGAACCACAUUGAAGAUGGAAACAUCUAUAAAGUGAAAUACCUUCCACGUGGCGAUCCUCUCUUAAAAGACCCUUACAGUGUGGCAAACAAUUGCAGCCGGGUGGCCAAAAAUCAGGUUAUUAAAGAAAAAAAUAAUGAGACGUCAACAGCAAAAGCAAGCUUUCCAGAUGAAUCUAUGGUCAGAGAGUAUCAAAAUAUUACCGUAGAGGAAGAUGACUGUGGCGAGGAUGAAUCCAAAAUAAUGUUGCAAACGCCAGCAAUACCCGUCCAAGAAUUGUCUCUGCCAGCAACGGAUUCGAUGGUGACCUGCAACUUCUGCCUAAAUAAAUUCAGCCAAUUUGGAAUAGCCCUUCACAUCAGAUAUCACCAUAAAGGAGUAGCAUUUCCCUGCAAUCCCUGCAAAGCGUUUUUUAAGAGCCAGUUAGACUUGAAAUCGCAUUGUAAGAUAAAGCAUGGGCCAAAUGCUCCUUUGAAGGCAUCCAAGUGUGUCUACUGCUACAAAAAUUUCAACAGCAGGAACACCAUGUACCGACAUGUGCGGAAGAUUCAUUUGGAUGUGAUGAUCAAGUGUUCCAUUAAAGGAUGCGGGGAGCUGUUCAGGUUAAAGCCAGAGAUGGACACUCAUUACAAAAUUCUGCACGCUUCUGACUUGCUGAAAAAAACAUUGCAGUGCGAGCAUUGUCCUUACAGAGCGAGCACUAAGAAGCUUAUCAAGAAACACGUGAUUCUCAAUCACUUGCCCAAGAACUUUGCUUGUAGUCAGUGCCCCAAGAAAUUUGCCACUAAAUCGAAGGUAACGUUUCACAAAAGCACCUCACAUGUGUCUAGGAGAGAGUGUGGGCAUUGCAGGGAAUGGUAUUCUUACUAUGGCUACAGUAUGCAUUUGGUAGAGGCGCCUUGCAAGUUUUGCAGGUCUAGCUUGCCAUGUUCAAAAGCCCUGAGGAAACAUGAAGUUUCUUGUAAAAAUACUUUGAAAAUGAGCUGUGGAAAAUGCAGCAUUGUUUUCAAAAACAUGUUUGAUUUGAGAGAACACAAGUUUAGCUGUUCUUUUGACGUUGAGAGAUAUUCAAAUUGCAUGAAAAUCAAAGUAAAAUCUAUCGAAAGCUUGAAAAAAUGAUACGCACAUAGUCCUCUACUUGUUUAAUAUUGUCGCUUAUCUAAAAAAUCGCAAAAGAAUAAAAAUAGCUUACAUUAGCAUUCACCACACUUACGCUGCAAACUUUAAUAAAAGGAAAUCUGAUAAA
Messenger RNA from Cloeon dipterum, 2059 nucleotides. Its product is annotated as zinc finger protein 99-like. The record is from RefSeq and is a predicted model, not a curated record. NCBI's taxonomy places the organism in Eukaryota, Metazoa, Arthropoda, Insecta, Ephemeroptera, Baetidae. The transcript has 5 exons. The coding region runs from base 229 to 1932 and encodes 567 amino acids.